Pungitius pungitius (ninespine stickleback) is the source of this 845-nucleotide messenger RNA. Its product is annotated as chromogranin-A-like. The transcript is spliced from 3 exons. Bases 255 to 731 code for a protein of 158 amino acids. Lineage: Eukaryota; Metazoa; Chordata; Actinopteri; Perciformes; Gasterosteidae. The record is from RefSeq and is a predicted model, not a curated record.
GCCAAACAAAGCUCCAUGUGCCGGAGGAAGGAGAGAAAGUUCCACCAAAGUGUCUAAAAAUAAAAGAUACGAACCUGCGGCAGCGAAGUUCAACAUUCACAAGCUUUUAUUGUGUUUUAUUUAGAGCUGAAUCGUUCAUGCUACUUUUUAAAAAACGAUAAAGAAGGAAUAGAAGAAGAAGAAGAAGAAGAAGAAGAAGAACGGCGUUUAAACUUUAAAGAGCUUCGCUGCAGAAGAUGGUUUGUUUUUAAAGGAUGCGUUUUGGGAUUUUUCCGUGUGACAAAUUAAAGCUGGAGCAUCAAGAACAUAGAGAGGAGGAGGAGCAGAAGGAGCAGAAGGAGGAGGAGGAGAUGAAGCCAGGGGCCAAGGACAAAGUGAUCAGUGGACACACUCCGAUCUCCGCUUCUUCCUCCUCCGCUUUCACCUUCUUUCCUUUUCUCUCCUCCUCGCCGUGCCCAGGAGAAGGAGGCGAGGAUGACGAGGUCAGGGUUGCCAUAGUGACCAUCGAGGACGAGUCCUGUCCGUCGGAACCUUUCGGCGCUGAUUCCAACCUGGAAACAACCAAUCGGAUCCCAGAAAGAUACGGCGAAGGACACAAAAAAGACAGAGGAGGGGCGGAAGGAGACCAAGGGGAGAAGGAAGGGAAAGAGGAGGAGAAGGAUGAGGAGGAGGAGGAGGAGACCAGCGAGCUGACGUCUCCAUCGCUGAGCCAGAUUCUUCAGAGAUUAUAGACUCACUCAGACCCAGAGUCCUGAAGAGAAGUGCAGACGUUAAAUAUGUCGUCUCAUUGGGCCUUUUGGAUUGACAAGGUCACAUUCCUGCUCUCACACACACACACACACACA